Molecule: messenger RNA, 1938 nt
Organism: Penicillium chermesinum
Lineage: Eukaryota; Fungi; Ascomycota; Eurotiomycetes; Eurotiales; Aspergillaceae
Exons: 2
Coding region: 1-1938 (645 amino acids)
Biological process (GO): potassium ion transmembrane transport
Cellular component (GO): plasma membrane
Molecular function (GO): potassium ion transmembrane transporter activity
Source: RefSeq, a predicted model, not a curated record
AUGGGUUGCGGUGGAGAUCGUGAAAAGGCGGAGGUGACAAUGGAGGAGAAAUGGGACUUUCUGAACCUGGAUGACUUCCGAGUAAAAACAUGCUGGACGCCGUUUUCAUAUUUCUUCCUCUGGGUCUUUUUAAUUGUCUCUAUCGCCGUGUAUGGUGUCGACAUCUUUACCGCCGUCAAUCUUCUGGUCUUCUCACACUGGUCCGGCCGUGUUGAGCCUGCCAUCCCAUUCACAGUCUCUCGCUGGCUUUUCGCCGCCUGUAUCAUUGCUUCAUUAGUUCUGCUGGUCUACCGGUGGAUCUUCGCCAUUCGUGCCAUUCGUUCGAACAGUGUCACUCGUAACUAUUUGGAUCCCCUCGCAGUGCGCAUUCAAUGCUUCCGGGUCUUCACUCGGGAGGGCCGCGGCUGGAAACGUUUCCUCGUGUUUGCGGAGUUGACCAAGAGUAAGAAAGGCACCGAAAUCGUGGCCUUGUAUACCUACUUUGCCUUCCAAUGUAAGUCCCUCGGUGCCCACUCUGCGGAAUCACGGCUCACCAUCACCCCAGUCUGGAUGAAUACUAUUUUCGCGGAUGGCCCUCGCCAGGUUAUCAAUGCGAUCACUUUGUAUUCCGUUAUGAAGGCUGAUCUCCUCCCUGGUGGAAAGAACGCUCAUGACAACAGCAGUACUGGAAUUGAGCAAUUCUUCAACAAUCUCAAGUUCCUCGCGGAGGAAAACCAUCUUCAGGCCGUAGUGCUAGCGGGUAUGCUCUUCACCCUGAUCAUUUGGGUGCUGUCCGUUUUGAAACUCAUCUCGGCCGUUAUUCUCUACCUGAUCUACCUCUUUCAUCACAUUCCACGGGAAGAUGGCAGCCUCAAAGCCUAUUGUCGUCGCAAAAUCAGCAAGCGACUGAUGCGAAUUGUCAGGUACAAGGUCGACAAAGCUCUCGCCAAGGGACUGCAGCUGCAGGACCGCAUGCCAACUCAGCCCAGUCUCGCGACUAUGAACACGAGCCCAACCUUACCUUCGCUGGAGGAUAAGGGUCCCAUCGUUACUACUAUGUCUCGCACGACAACUCAAACAACCUUGGCACCUUCUUUCAAGAGCUCGGCGACCGUGUUGGAUAAAGAUCCGACGCUGCCAAAUCUAGAAUUCGAAAAGCCAUCGUUGACUCGAACAACGACCCAGUCCUCUGCUAUGACAGAUUCCGAUGCACUAUCAGGCACUACUGCAGUGAUGGGAUACAGUCCCCUUGAUCGUCCGAACGCGUCCAUGCCCCCUGUUCCACCUCUCCCUACGAACAUGCCUAGCCACAUGAAUUCGACCGCAUCGCGACAAACAAAUACCCCGACAAUUUACGGAAGUGAAAGAAGUCGUGGCACACCGACAUCUGGGCAUCGUAACCUAACCGAUGCUGGCCCUAAGUCUUACCAUUCUUACGGUCCUCCUGUUGACCCUUACGCUCCCUCAAGUUCGCCUGCUUUCGAAGACCCUUAUUAUGAGGAAGCACAGCCCGCUCGAUACAACCCUUAUGAACCAUCUGCGGCUCCCUACGAUGCAUAUGGAAGGACGGGGAACCCCCGUAGCCAAGGGACCGCUCGUGCACCAGCACACCAGCAAGAUCCGUACGAUGCACGCUCCUUUACCCCCGCCAGCACUGGUGCGACGCCGGCCCCACAAGGGAGCAUCCCUCCUUUACGCACCAUGACUCCAGCUAGCUAUCGUGGUGCACGCACUCCUGGUCCGCAACUGGGUGAUCCGGACAAUCGUCCACCCCGAGGCUACACGCCUAUGGGCGCCGCUGGUCCUACUGGAUCUGAGGGUAGUGCUUACACUGCAUUUAACCCUUCAAGUACCUCGCCAACAAACUCUCAAGGUCCGCAUCCAACCAUGCAACGGCCUCCUCCCCAACAGGUUACCAACCCUAUACUCGUGCCAACACUGCGUCUCCUGGCACGAUGA